AUGCGCCUCUCCUCCAUCGCCGCAGGGCUGACCCUGCUCUUCGUAGCCGCCACCGCGCUCGACAAGCCCCUCGACAUCGAAAUCCAACACUCGGUCGAAUGCACACGGAAGACCAAGAAAGGCGACAAAGUGGAAAUGCACUACCGCGGCACCCUCGCAAGCGACGGCAGCCAAUUCGACGCCUCCUACGACCGCGGCCAACCCCUCAGCUUCCACCUCGGCAAAGGCCAGGUCAUCCGCGGCUGGGACGAGGGACUGUUGGAUAUGUGUGUGGGCGAGAAGAGGAAGUUGACGAUCCAGCCGGAGUGGGCGUAUGGGAGUCGCGCGAUGGGGCCGAUCCCCGCGGAGAGCACGUUGGUGUUUGAGACGGAGUUGGUGGGGAUUGGCGGGGUGAAGAGGGAUGAGUUGUAG
Molecule: messenger RNA, 411 nt
Organism: Baudoinia panamericana UAMH 10762
Lineage: Eukaryota; Fungi; Ascomycota; Dothideomycetes; Mycosphaerellales; Teratosphaeriaceae
Exons: 2
Coding region: 1-411 (136 amino acids)
Biological process (GO): protein peptidyl-prolyl isomerization
Molecular function (GO): peptidyl-prolyl cis-trans isomerase activity
Source: RefSeq, a predicted model, not a curated record